Molecule: messenger RNA, 749 nt
Organism: Solanum pennellii
Lineage: Eukaryota; Viridiplantae; Streptophyta; Magnoliopsida; Solanales; Solanaceae
Product: probable prefoldin subunit 3
Exons: 5
Biological process (GO): protein folding; microtubule-based process; tubulin complex assembly
Cellular component (GO): cytoplasm; prefoldin complex
Molecular function (GO): tubulin binding
Source: RefSeq, a predicted model, not a curated record
GUCAACUCUGCUCUUGCCUUUCUCCAAGAAAGACUUCAGCAGUAUAGGGUGGUUGAAAUGAAACUUCUGGCUCAGCAGAGGGAUCUUCAGGCAAAGAUUCCUGAUAUAGAGAAAUGCUUGGACAUAGUUGCUACCUUGCAAGCUAAGAAGGGCAGUGGUGAGGCCCUAAUUGCUGAUUUUGAAGUGUCAGAAGGGAUUUAUUCUCGGGCAAGAAUUGAAGAAUCUGAUUCGGUGUGUCUAUGGCUUGGGGCAAAUGUUAUGCUGGAGUAUUCAUGUGAAGAGGCUACUACCCUUCCUAAGAAAAACAUGGAAAAUGCAAAAGCCAGCUUAGAAGUUCUUGUUGCGGAUCUACAAUUUUUGAGGGAUCAAGUGACAAUCACUCAGGUCCAUUCUGCUUUAACUCUUAUCUUAGACUAUAACUUGGGCAGUGUUUAAUUGUCUUUACUAUGCAAGAAAAUGAUAUUGCUUUAUAUCCAAAAAAGAAAUUGAUUUGUAAAUACCUGUGAAUGCAUCUAAUGUUGGAAGUGAGCAAAUUUAUGAAGCAAAAGCUUUUAGUAGCUCAAGAUCUCACUUUUCAGAUUCCAUUGUGGAAGUGACAAUUUUUUCUGAAGAAUUCGCCAUAAUAUAUACCUAAUGGUAUAAAAAGCGUAAAACAGAAAACAACUCUAAGGUCUGUUGGGGCUUUAAGCGCAAAAAGCAAAUAAAGGGUGGGUUUUAUUGAAAAAAAAUGCAAAUGGAGAAAACAUACA